GCUCUCUCGCCGUGCAAAGCCUUUCCGAUCAUCGGACCGCCGAUCUCCGUUCUUCGACUCGAGCGCGAUCGUGGGUUCGUCGCUUUGCGUCUCCUCAGGUUUGCUUGCUCGCUUGCCUCUUUCGACGCCUCUCGCCCUGCGGUUUUAAGCGAAGUAGCGAGGAAGGUUUCCGCUAGUGGGUUUUAUCAUCUUCUUUCGAGGAUGGCGACCUCCCGCUUGCCGUCGGAGGUUUUCUGUAAGGUGGGUUUCCGCCGGUGACGACGAGGGCCGUCGGGCCCGCGUUCGGUACUCGUUCGCGGGGAUUGUUGGGUUUCUUGAUCCUGAAGGAAUCGGGUUUUCUUCCGCCUGAAAGGAUCGGGGAUUUGUUAUGUUGAUUUUGAGGGGCUGUGACGGGGAUGGCGAGUUUGGAAAUUGGGUUUCAUGACUGGAAGUUUUCAUGUGAAGAGCUUGGACAAUGCGACGUUGUUGUACCAUUGAGUCAUUCGUGUUCUAGGUUUUUCAGUUUAUCCUGUUUCUGGGUGAUUUUGAUCUGGUUGGAACUGAAAGAGAUGUGGAUCAUGGAUCAAGAUGGUUAUGCGUUCUCUUAUAGGUCGAUUGUUCUCUAUUCUGUCGGUAUUGUUAUUGAUGGAGGAAGUGACAUGCUUAUCGUUGGUCAUAGAGGAAGUGACAUGCUUGGGAUUGCUGGCUACAACGAACCUUGGUUUUUCUGCAAUGGAUAUUCUUGCAAGAACGAGUUCUGGUGCUUUCAGUUGACUUUGGAUAGGUUAUUCGGUUCAGGGAUUGAUUGUCUGUGUUUCUGUAUAAUAGCAUGGAUAUUAAGACAGCAAGGAGUACUGUGGGUUGGACACAGAAAUCAGCUGCUCACUAUAAUCGGCUUCAAACAGCACCAACAAGCCCUGGAAUUUGCACUUUCUGGUUAGAAGGGAGGUGCAAGCGGAAUCCCUGCAGGUUUUUGCACGAGGCAUCUCUUCCACGCAAUGUUUACCAUCGAGCUGCAAAGCUAUCAAUGCCUGAGGAUGGCCCUGGGAAGGGUCCUGAAUCUAGUGUGGUGAAUUCAGCGAAUUCAUCUUCUAGAAAGGGAGGCGAUUCAUCAAUAGAAAAAAACCCUCCAACGCCCCAAGAAAAAGUCUGCCGCUACUGGAUAUCAGGCAAUUGUGUGAAGGGCGAUGCAUGUUCUUUCUUGCAUUCAUGGUUUCAAGGUGUUGAUUUUGCCAUGCUGGCUAAGCUUGAGGGGCAUAAAAAGGGUGUUUCUGGAAUAGCACUUCCUUCUGGAUCUACCAUGCUCUACUCUGGAAGCAAAGAUGGAACAGUACGAAUCUGGGACUGUCACACUGGUCAAUGUGUUCAAGUGAUCAACCUCAGGGGAGAAGUUGGGUGUUUCACUUGUGAAGGUCCUUGGUUGUUUGUCGGCAUGCCUAACACAGCAUGGAAUAUCCAGAAUGGUGCUAGUUACAAUAUCAGUGGACUAGUUGGACAGGUCCACACUAUGGAAGUUGGUAAUAACAUGCUUUUUGCCGGAGCUGAGGAUGGCACUAUCUUGGUGUGGAAAGGAGGUAGUGAGGCUGAUCCUUUUCAGAUGACUGCGCCUCUCAGGGGUCACACUCGGGGCGUGGUAUCAUUAACUGUUGGACGUGACCGGUUGUAUUCAGGUUCCAUUGACCAGACCAUAAGGGUGUGGGACUUGCACACUCUGGAGUGUGUUCAGGAACUUGUUGGACACACUGAUGUGGUGAUGUCACUUCUUUGCUGGGACCAGUACUUGAUAUCAUGUUCAUUGGAUCAGACAGUUAAGGUCUGGGGGGCCACUGAAGGAGGCAGCUUGGAAGUUGUGUAUGCACAUCAUGAGGACCAUGGUAUUCUUGCACUUUCAGGGAUGAGUGAUGGCGGGGGCAAGCCAGUCCUCCUUUGUGCAUGCAUCGACAACACUGUUUGCUUGUAUGAGCUCCCAUCGUUCACUGAAAGGGGCAAGCUAUUCUCAAGACGAGAAAUUAGGACUCUUCAAGCAGCUCCCGGAGGCCUUUUUUUCACAGGAGAUGCCGCAGGGAUGCUGACCGUUUGGAACUGGUUGGAUUUCCCGAAGAGCCAACAGCAGCUUCCUCAUUCAAUGGAGUCAUGCUAA
Eucalyptus grandis is the source of this 2119-nucleotide messenger RNA. Its product is annotated as zinc finger CCCH domain-containing protein 48-like. The coding region runs from base 809 to 2119 and encodes 436 amino acids. Gene Ontology annotation, molecular function: protein binding; metal ion binding. Lineage: Eukaryota; Viridiplantae; Streptophyta; Magnoliopsida; Myrtales; Myrtaceae. The transcript is spliced from 7 exons. The record is from RefSeq and is a predicted model, not a curated record.